AUGCUACGUGUCGCGAUAGCUUUCUUUAUCAUAAGGCUCGGCCUUGCUGACGAGUCAUGGCAGGAUACGCCGAUUUUGACAUCCCUUUGGCAAGCGACAUCCAGCAAGGACAACGAUGCCAUUGACAGGCUUUUGGAUAGCAGCGAAUCAGCAGCGUCUGCAAGAUCCGGUGACGGACGUGGUCUUGCCUGGUGGGCAUGGGAAUUUCAGAAUGAGUACGUCCUCGCGUCCAUCAUAGUGAAUGGUGGGGAUGUCACGUCCGAGGAUGAGGAUGAAGCUGGCAAGCCUGCCUAUCGAAUGUGCUCCGACAGCUCCGACUGUGACAAGGAGAGUCUGCUGCAGAAGGCCAAGGCUCUUGUGGAGGAGGUCAAGAAGGCCAAAGAGCAGCGUGCAGCCGAGCGUGAGAAGGAGGAUUUCGACGACGAGGAGGAGGAAGAAGAGCUUGGUGACGACGAAUUCUGA
Molecule: messenger RNA, 462 nt
Organism: Symbiodinium natans
Lineage: Eukaryota; Dinophyceae; Suessiales; Symbiodiniaceae
Source: the annotation of a GenBank genome assembly